This is a messenger RNA of Klebsormidium nitens, 2400 nucleotides long. The record is from the annotation of a GenBank genome assembly. NCBI's taxonomy places the organism in Eukaryota, Viridiplantae, Streptophyta, Klebsormidiophyceae, Klebsormidiales, Klebsormidiaceae.
AUGCAGGACUACAAGCGAAGCGCUUCCCUGAAAUUCGGGCGGCGGGCGUCGAUGACCAAGUCUCGGGACUUCGAACCCACGGUUUUGGUGAGCGGACCGCUGCAGGGGAACAUGCACAACGUACCACACUCGGCGGUCUUGGACGCCAUAAAGACCGGCGAGGUACCAAAGACGUCGAUAUUGGGAGCCCUCUCGGAGGAGGAAGAGGGCGAGGAGGACGAGGAGGAUCCUCGGGCCCCCUCCACGGUACGCGAGACCCGUCUCUCGAGGAGAUUGCUCGCAUAUGGGCAGGUGACGCUGGGUGCCUACUUGGUAGCGCAGAUCGUGAUCUCCCUGCUCUUCUUCUCGAGGUACACCAUCGCGGAGCUGGAGGUCUGGAAGUGGACCGUCCUGCUCCUGACCCUGCUCUCGGGCAGGCUCAUAGGAAGGGUUCUGGUGUACACGAUGAUCUUCUUACUCCAGAUGAUCUUCAAGGACAACGGAAAGAUACUGUACGUUGCUUACGGGGUGCGGAGGUCCGCCUGGAACGUGAUCUGGUGCCUGCAAGUCCUGUGCGUCUGGACGGUCCUCUUCAACGGGAGAAGGAAGAUCGUGGGCAAGAUACCGGUAAAGGUGAAUCAGAUACUAGUGUGCACUCAGAUCGCCACCCUCGUGAUGGCGGGAAAAAUGAUAUUCAUCAAGAUCCUCGCGAACGCCUUCCACCGAAAGGCCUACUUCGAGAGGAUUAGGGACGCCAUGUUCGACCACUACGUCAUAGAACGACUCUCCAUACCUGCUUACAUGCUCAAUAGAUCUUCCAGCUCGGCGACGACCGGCAUACGCGGCGAACCCCAGGAGGAGGUGGGAAUCCUGGCUACGCUCUCUCAGGGGCAACUCGGCGUUCGGACGUUCCAGAGCAUCAUGCGCUUCGUGCGCAGCACCAAGAUCACGACCAUCUCCACGCAGCAGCAGAGGGACGUCCGGAGCGAGGAGCACGGACGGGACGCCGCGAGGGACAUCUUCAAGAACGUGGUACCAGAGGGGAGACAUCAUAUGGCUUUCGAGAGCGAGGAGGGCGUGGUGACGUGCGAAUCGUUCGAGAACUGGCUCAUCAACGUGGUGCGUGAGCGGAAGGCAUUGGCUCUGACGCUGAGCGAUACGAAGACUGCGAUAAGAUCCCUCGGCAGGCUGUUGGAUUGGGUGGUGGGAGUUAUCGUCGUCCUGAUGUGCCUCUUCGUGCUCGACGUCAACGUGCAGAAGCUGCUCGUAGUAACGUCGGGAUCCUUCCUGGCCUCCCUAUUCGUCUUUGGCAACACCUGCAAGACCGUCUUCGAAUCCAUAAUCUUCCUCUUCGUAACGCAUCCCUUUGACGUUUCGGAUAUCAUCCGGGUGGACGGGCAAACGUACGUGGUGGAAGAGAUGCAGCUGCUGUCCACGAUCCUCCUAGCAGCGGACAACAGCAAGGUAUACUACAGCAACAAUCAACUGGCUCUGAAAGUUAUCAGCAAUUACUACAGGUCCCCCGAUCAGAUCGAGCUCAUCGAUCUGGCGCUGGGCUGGGGCACCCCUCAGAAGAAAAUCGAAGAGAUGAGAGCGUGCAUCUUGCGCUUCCUACAAGCGAACCCUGAGCAGUGGUACCCAAAGAUAGUAUCCGAUCUCCACAUGGAGAUGGAGCAUUCUAAAGAGCUACCGAUCAUUCCGGCCGUAGCACCCCACAUCGCUCUACUGGGAGACAUCAGCGAACCGAGGAGCGCGGAGUACGCGGCGCUCGUGGAGGACCUCUCGAGGAAGUUCGAGACCGUCCUGAUAAUCGCCGGGAAUCACGAGUUCUACGGUGGGGAAUACGAGGAGGUAAAGAGUAAGAUAGCGAAGCUCGCAAAGAAGCACGACAACGUGCACUUCAUGGACCGCAAGAGCAUCUCGCUCAGAGGCGUCAGGGUGAUCGGUUGUACUCUGUGGAGUCGCGUCCCGGACCAUGCCAGAGACGUCGUGCGCAAUACGAUCAACGAUUACGUCCGCAUCGGCAAGAAGGUCGGGGCCGACCUCCGUCCGCUCACCGUCGAAGACACCAACGCCCUGCACGAGAGAGACUUUGAGUUCGUUCUGGAGGCGAUUCUGGAGGCAGAGGGCAGACGGGAGCCGGUGCUGGUCCUCACGCACCAUGCUCCGUUGCGGAAGGGAGUCUCCGCACCGGCCUACGAAGGGAGACCGACCAACUACGCGUUCGGCACGGACCUGACCGAGUUUAUGGGCCCGCCCGUGGUGGCGUGGGCUCACGGCCACACGCACUACAACACGAAGCAGGAUGCAGACGGGACGUUGGUCUUCUCAAACCAACGGGGCUAUCGCGGUGAAAAAUGUGGGGAGCCUUACGCCCCAGAGCGCGUGCUGAGGAUCAGGGGAACUGCUGCAUCUUGGUAG